Molecule: messenger RNA, 225 nt
Organism: Hydatigera taeniaeformis
Lineage: Eukaryota; Metazoa; Platyhelminthes; Cestoda; Cyclophyllidea; Taeniidae
Source: the annotation of a GenBank genome assembly
AUGCAGACUGACGGUAACCAAAACUCCAGUUCUGGCGUAAGCCCGGAGGAUUAUGAAAUUGCGGACCUCCUUCUCCAGACUGUCGAUGCCAAAAUUUCCAAAUCAAAGGAGCUGCGAAAAUACGUGCUUCUCAAUCAGCUCCGACGCAAAGCCCUGAGCUACAUCAUCCGACUUUUUAUCACCAAUUCUCAUCGGAGGGCGGCCUUGGAAGCCGCUGUGCUGUGA